UCAAAUGUCAUCAAUGACAUAAUAACCUCUGUCAAAAUUGGAGUAACCUAAAAAACAAAAUAUUUUCAAUCAUAACUUUCCAAAGAAGAAGCAAUAACUUGUGUUAUGAAUUAACUAGUUGUAUAUUUCAUAAAGGGACAAAAAAUAAACAAGCUGUAAAAUGUCCCUCACUUUAAAGUCAAAGUGCUAUCGGUCGGCUUACUCCAUCGCUCGCAAUUACUGCGAAAAAUCUAUUUACCAGCGUCAUGAAGAAGGACCAAAAGAACGAACAGUACAUGGGAAGCCCUACCCUGAGUGGAGAAGACCUUGGCUUCAACGGGACGGUGAAUUUAGAUCAAAACUGUCCGUUUUUGUUGAGAAAAAUCCAAACCCAGAUAUCCUAAGCAUUAUGUCAAAAAUACCACAGCUAAAUAUGAAAGUAAUAAAAAAUUGGUGGAAAGAAAUGAAAGAACUUCAGGAUAUUGAGAAUCAAAAGUUUUUACCGACUCGAGUGGCCACUCUUGGAUCCAAUUUAGCUGCACUACAUUUUUUUACAUUCAGACAAGCCGCUGUUAAAUUAAAGGAUUCAAAAGAAUGGGUAUCAGGUGAUGCUUCAAAUUUAAAGCUGCCCAAUCACUUUGUGGACGGAAAUUUUGUGGAAGCCAUUGACUGCACAAACUUUCUAUAUGGUGGAAUUCGGUAUGAGGGAAUACAGAAUAUGAAAAACCUCAAUUUCCUCAAAUGGUUGUGUUUAAAGAAUAACAAGUUUGUUGAUGUGUGGUGUCUGGACCGCAUUGCAGGUCAGAAUGGGAAAUCACUUGAGUAUCUGGACAUAAGUGGUUGUAAUCUCUGUGUCGGGGGUGUCUUUGCUCUGACCAGAAUGCCCGCACUCAAAUUCUUGGUUAUCACAGACCCAGGUGUUAAUGUUACACUCCAAGCUGCAAUAUCAAUGUUAGAACAAGAAAAGCCUAAUUUGUUAAUUAAGGCUAUAGAUAUGUCACCAGACUUAGAUAAGGAAAUUGAAUAAUUGUUAAAAUUUUUAGGCAAUAAAAUAGUUUGUUUCAA
Molecule: messenger RNA, 1044 nt
Organism: Trichoplusia ni (cabbage looper)
Lineage: Eukaryota; Metazoa; Arthropoda; Insecta; Lepidoptera; Noctuidae
Product: distal membrane-arm assembly complex protein 2
Exons: 2
Coding region: 161-1006 (281 amino acids)
Source: RefSeq, a predicted model, not a curated record